Messenger RNA from Penicillium oxalicum, 570 nucleotides. Its product is annotated as putative pathogenesis associated protein Cap20. The coding region runs from base 1 to 570 and encodes 189 amino acids. NCBI's taxonomy places the organism in Eukaryota, Fungi, Ascomycota, Eurotiomycetes, Eurotiales, Aspergillaceae. The transcript has 2 exons. The record is from RefSeq and is a predicted model, not a curated record.
AUGCCCCACGCAGACUCUGACAAUAUGAGUCAACCGAUGGUGAAUGGCGAGAAGCCUCAUUCUCAAUUCCUCGAGCAUCUGACCUCCUACCCGGUGGUCUCGGAUUCCAUCUCUCUCUUCAAGAGCAACCCAUAUGGCGCCAAGUCCCUCCAGCUGGGUGACCAGGCCUACACUCGCAUUGCUAAGCCUGUUCUUCCUUACUUCUCGACCCCCUACAGCUAUGUCGCUCCUUAUCUGGCUCGUGCCGACGCCAUCGGUGACCAGGGCUUGACCGAGAUCGACUCGCGCUUCCCCAUUAUCCGGGAGGACACCCAGAAGAUUCGAGGGACCAUCUACGACACGGCCGGUCUUCCCAUCCGUGUCGCCGGGGACGUCAAGCAGCAUCUGUUCCAAACUUAUGGGUCCGAGUACAAAAAGUGCGGUGGUGACGGCGUGGUCGCUUCUGGCAAGGCCUUGAUCACAACGAGUUUGGUGCUCUCCACGGAAUCGCUGAGCUAUCUGACGACUUGGUUCCAAAAGGCCAAGGAAGAGACCAAGGAGGUCAUCAAUGAGAAGGCCAACAGUCACUAG